CCAUGCACGCACGGAAUGACGACAACAUGUCAGUCAUUGUCAUCCGACGGAUCCGCACAGAGUGAGUGUCGCCUCACUCACUGCGUCGAGAAACAUCCACGGAAGUGCCCUGCCCCCUCCUAUCCGCCCCGCCCGCUGUACAACCGUUAGCCACCGACAGAAAAAUCUGGAUAAAGGAAGGAACCCCCAGUCACUCAUUCAGCACACAGGAUACAUGACCUCGACAUCAGUCGUCGUCAUCUUCACCCUGCUCCCCCGCCUCGUCCCUGCCGCCCUCCCCCUCCCCCUCCCCCGCGUCAGCUUGUGCAGCUGCAGCUGCACCGGCAUCCGCUCCAUCCGCUCCCGCGUCAGCCUGUUUCUUCUGCAGCUUCUCCAGGAUCUUGUCUGCACUGUUGAAGAUGCCGUUGGUCGGCCGCUGACACACAGCACACCUGAGUGAGACAGGCAAAGCACCAAGGCAGGACAGGACAGGUCAGGUCGGCUGCCGUGAGCAGCAAGGGAGGCCCCGUCGGUGCGCGUGGGCGUCUUACUUGCUGCUCUUCGAGUAGUGCUCGAAUGCACAUUUCUCGCAGAAGUAGUGCUUGCACCUGAGCGACCGACCAACGACACAAACACAACAGAAGAUGCGCAAGGCAAGGCAAGGUCGUCGUCGACUCUCUCUGGUCUGUCUGUCUGUCCAUCCACUUAUUCCCACUCCCCCCACUCACAGUGUGACGACCGGUCUUGACUCAAGUGACCACGGUGUGCGACAGAGCAGGCACGCGAAUGGCAGCCCCUCGUCGUCGUCAUCGUCGUCGUCAUCGUCAGAAUCGUCGUCGUCCUCAUCGACUGCACACACAGAGGUAGGUAGGUACUUAUUGGCCAUGGUGCACAGCACAAAUGCUGGUGUGUGGCUCGCUCACGUACGUGUGAUUUUGUCUCCCCUAAUCAGCUUCUGGAGCUUCUCCUGCUUUUUCUUCUGCUGCUCGUCCCACUCCCUGACCGAAGCGACCAAACAACAGCACAGCACAGCACAGCACAGCACACAUAUGGUGUCGGGUCGGAGUGGAUGUGAUGGUGUAUGUAUGUACCGAUGCUCCCCUCCCAUGCUCACUCACUUUUCGAGCUGCCAGCCGCUCUUGUAGUCACCACGGUCGUGGAUGAACUUGCAGGUAUCUGACAGACAGACAGACAGACAGACAGACAGCAGAGGGGUGCGGUGCAUUCGUGUCUGUUCCGGCUGGCUGCACAUGUGACUGACAUACGCACUCACGUACCUCCAAAACCGCAGUAGCCCGUCUCUUUGUAGUCCUUGCAGAUGUCCGGCUGGUAGUCGAACCGGGCUGAGAUGCGAAUGUGGGCUUGAGACCGAACCGGCCCCAUCAGGCCAGUGUAUUUGCCGGCUCUGAUGGCGCCCUCGCUUUGGUUGGCGAUGGGUUUGUAGGCGUGAAGGCCUCGGUAGACGUUCUCCUCCAGGCUGCCUUUCUUGAGCUCCUGGCCGAUCUGAUAGUUGCGCUCGAGGAUGGCCCGGUGGUCGCGGUCUCUCUCGGUGUCGAUCUCAGACACAGCAAAGGCCUUCUGGUCUUGGUGCAGAUUCUGACACACAGACACCAAGCACACGCAUACACAGGCCGGUUGAGGGUGGGUGGUGAGGCUACAUACGAUGUCUGUGUAACAGUUACCAGUUCUCGUGUUGUCUUGUAUCCUCCAACCACGAUGUCAUCCUCAAUCCACGCCUUCUUGUUGCUGUCCUUCGUCGUCUUCGACACCACACACACACACACACAGAGGGUGCGCAUAUAGCGGUACGAGGUUUGAUCAUGCAUCUGCUUACUUACCGCUGACACUGUGCUCUUCUUGGCCGCCUUGGAAGCCCUCUCGAGCUCGGCGCGCUCCUCAUCUCCCUCGCCAUCAUGCUCAUCUUCCUCCUCAACAGCUCUCUUCUUGAAAUUCGCUUUUCCUCUCUUGGCAAACAUCGAAGACACCUCAACACACCUGAUCCUGUGCGAUGUUUGCGAG
Messenger RNA from Vitrella brassicaformis, 1998 nucleotides. Lineage: Eukaryota; Vitrellaceae. The record is from the annotation of a GenBank genome assembly.